GCGGCACCGGGACCGCCCGGCAGCGCCACCGGGACCGCCCGGCAGCGCCACCGCGAACGCCCCGAGCGCGGCGGGGGAGCCGCCGCCCAGCGCAGCCCCGCGCCCGCCGCCGCCGCAGCCCCCGAGCGGCUGCGCCCCAGCUCCAUGAAUGGAAAUCGGCAGCGCAGGACCCGUGGGGGCACAGCCCCUGCUCAUGGUGCCCAGACGUCCCGGCUAUGGCACCAUGGGCAAGCCCAUUAAACUGCUGGCCAACUGCUUCCAAGUUGAAAUCCCAAAGAUUGAUGUCUACCUCUAUGAGGUGGACAUCAAACCAGAUAAGUGUCCUCGGAGGGUGAACAGGGACGUGGUGGACUCCAUGGUGCAGCAUUUUAAAGUGACAAUAUUUGGGGACCGUAGACCGGUUUAUGAUGGGAAGAGAAGCCUCUAUACAGCCAAUCCACUUCCUGUGGCCACUACUGGGGUGGAUUUGGAUGUGACACUACCGGGAGAAGGUGGAAAAGACCGUCCCUUCAAAGUGUCAAUAAAGUUUGUUUCUCGGGUGAGCUGGCACUUGCUGCAUGAAGUUUUGACAGGAAGAACCUUGCCUGAGCCUCUGGAACUAGACAAACCUAUCAGCACUAACCCUGUUCAUGCUGUCGAUGUGGUGCUACGACACCUCCCCUCCAUGAAGUACACCCCUGUGGGCCGCUCCUUCUUCUCAGCUCCAGAAGGCUAUGACCACCCCCUGGGAGGGGGCAGGGAGGUCUGGUUUGGAUUCCAUCAGUCAGUCCGACCUGCCAUGUGGAAGAUGAUGCUCAACAUCGAUGUUUCUGCCACUGCCUUCUACAAAGCACAACCCGUAAUUCAGUUCAUGUGUGAAGUCCUCGACAUUCAUAAUAUUGAUGAACAACCAAGACCUCUGACUGAUUCUCAUCGGGUAAAAUUCACCAAAGAGAUAAAGGGUCUGAAGGUAGAAGUGACUCACUGUGGGACGAUGAGAAGGAAGUACCGUGUCUGUAACGUAACGAGACGACCUGCAAGUCAUCAAACCUUUCCUUUACAGCUGGAAAAUGGCCAGACUGUGGAGAGGACAGUAGCACAGUAUUUCAGAGAGAAAUACAACCUCCAGCUGAAAUACCCUCACCUCCCUUGUCUGCAAGUGGGACAAGAACAAAAACACACCUACCUGCCUUUAGAAGUGUGUAACAUCGUGGCUGGCCAGAGGUGCAUCAAGAAGCUCACGGACAAUCAGACCUCGACCAUGAUAAAAGCCACAGCCAGGUCUGCCCCAGACAGGCAGGAGGAAAUCAGCAGAUUGGUGAGAAGUGCAAAUUAUGAUGCAGAUCCGUUUGUCCAAGAGUUCCAGUUCAAGGUCCGGGAUGAGAUGGCCCAUGUGACGGGGCGUGUGCUCCCAGCCCCGAUGCUGCAGUACGGGGGACGGAAUCGGACUGUGGCAACCCCAAGCCAUGGAGUGUGGGACAUGAGAGGGAAGCAGUUCCACACUGGUGUGGAGAUCAAGAUGUGGGCUAUAGCUUGCUUUGCAACACAGAGACAAUGCAGAGAAGAAAUACUGAAGGGUUUCACAGACCAGCUGCGCAAGAUCUCCAAGGACGCCGGGAUGCCCAUCCAGGGCCAGCCCUGCUUCUGCAAGUACGCCCAGGGUGCAGACAGUGUGGAGCCCAUGUUCCGACACCUCAAGAACACCUAUUCGGGGCUUCAGCUCAUCAUUGUCAUCCUGCCCGGGAAGACACCUGUGUAUGCGGAGGUGAAGCGCGUGGGAGAUACAUUGUUGGGAAUGGCCACGCAGUGUGUUCAGGUCAAGAACGUCAUUAAAACAUCUCCACAGACCCUCUCAAAUCUGUGCCUGAAGAUCAACGUUAAACUAGGAGGAAUCAACAACAUCCUUGUACCUCAUCAACGACCUUCUGUGUUCCAGCAGCCAGUGAUCUUUUUGGGAGCUGAUGUCACUCACCCUCCAGCUGGAGAUGGAAAGAAGCCCUCCAUCGCUGCUGUUGUAGGCAGCAUGGACGCCCAUCCCAGCCGGUACUGUGCCACGGUGAGGGUGCAGCGGCCCCGGCAGGAGAUCAUCCAGGACCUGGCCUCCAUGGUCAGGGAGCUGCUCAUCCAGUUCUACAAGUCGACACGGUUCAAGCCCACCCGUAUCAUCUUCUACAGGGACGGGGUCUCUGAGGGACAGUUCCGACAGGUUUUGUAUUAUGAGCUGCUGGCCAUUAGAGAAGCCUGCAUCAGUUUGGAGAAGGAUUACCAGCCUGGGAUAACCUACAUCGUGGUGCAGAAACGACACCAUACGCGGUUGUUCUGUGCUGACAGAACAGAAAGGGUCGGACGGAGUGGCAAUAUUCCAGCGGGGACAACUGUGGAUACAGACAUUACACACCCCUACGAGUUCGAUUUUUACCUCUGUAGCCAUGCUGGAAUACAGGGAACCAGCCGGCCCUCCCACUACCACGUGCUGUGGGAUGACAACUGUUUCACGGCGGAUGAGCUGCAGCUCCUCACGUACCAGCUGUGCCACACCUACGUGCGCUGCACCCGCUCCGUGUCCAUCCCAGCCCCGGCCUACUACGCUCACCUGGUGGCAUUCCGGGCCAGGUACCACCUCGUGGACAAGGAACACGACAGUGCUGAAGGGAGCCACGUGUCAGGACAGAGCAACGGGCGAGACCCCCAGGCCCUGGCGAAGGCUGUACAGAUUCACCAAGACACCUUACGCACGAUGUACUUCGCUUAAGUCAACGACCCGGGAGACACUCACCGAGAGGAGAACUGAGAACUUAAGCCACAUACAAUGUAUGUUCCCAGGGGGUUGGUUUAGGGGCCGUGCCUCCCAUCGUGCUGGAGCUGACGCUGUGCAGGGGCGAGAGGCUCACCCUUAAAUUGACACGAGGAAGAUUGUUUACUUCAUCCAGGAACACAGCACUAUUAUGCAAUAUGAAACCAGCCAACUGCUUUUUUGGGGCGGGCUCCCGUGGGAAGCACGCCGUCCUUUUUUUUUUUUUUUUUUUUUUAAUUAUUAUUUCUCGUAGUUUAACCCUCUUCUGCCUUUACCUCAAGUUGCUCGGCAGCACAACUAUUGUUGCAAAAAAAAAAAAAAAUAGUAAUAAUAAACUAAAAUCUAUUGUGGAAUUUAAAACAAAAAGCAAACCACCUUUUAGGAACAAUCACAGUGAUUGUUUGGAGGGAGGAAAGUGUGCAAAAAAAAAAGCAAAUAAUUAAGUUUUUAACCCCCAUGCAUUGAGGAAUCCUCCCAGUAUUGCCAUCGAGCAUUCGAAUGUGAACAUGUCCGAGUGCUUUGGAAUGUGCAGCACUAGCUAGGAAACAGAGAGGGGGAAGUUUUGCACACUAAUCCAAUGAUUUGAACCUAAUUUAGCCAACGGCUGCCUUUGUGUCUUUUCUCACAGCUUUGGAGUUCUCAGCUCCAAGAGUUCCCUUUCAAAAGCAAUCCAAGAAGCUCGUGGUUCAUGUGCAGGCAGUAGUGACCCAACUCUUCUUGCUCCCUGGGGAAUUUACUAAAGCUGCUGUUUCACCUAGUCCAAAAGUUUCAAUUUUUUCCUAUCUGGCAAGUCCAAUCUGUUGAAGCUUCACGUGAGAUCCAAUGUCCCAGGUUUUCUGGGAUGACACAGUAACCACCAGAACUGAAACUUUAGAGCUAAGGUCUUUUUGGAAAAAAAAAAAAAAAAAGAAACCUGCUAGUUUACUUGCUGCCUCUCACACCUUAAUGUGAUUCAUAUGUAUGUGUGUUUGAAGUUUAGCUUCCUUUUGUUUCUUUUAUAUUUAUUAGAGUAAUAAUAAUGCUUUAAUUUAAUUAUUACAGAACAUAUGGUCAACAUCAACUUUUAUUUUUUAGAAAUGUAACCAUGUUUAUUUUUAAAAAAAGAAACUGACAACUUGUUUUGCUAUCUUUUAGUGCAAUAAGCGUUCUAAAGAAAAAACUGUGUCCAUUGAGCUGUACUGAAGCAGUGUCUGUACCACGGACCGUGGGAGAAUGGACACCUCCAGGAUUUUAAAAGGACAAAGUAAAAGCCUUAAUUUUGAAAGGAAAGUUUUAUAGUCAGAAGGAAUCUUGAAUUUUCCUUUUUUAAAUCAAAAAAAAAAAAUUUCAAAAAUGCUUCUAGACUUCUGCAAGCUUUACUUGUCGCUGCAGUCUUUUGAUUUAACAAAGGAAUUGGCCUUAUUUUUGGCUUUGAAAUGUGGAGCAUAUUUGAAUUAAAUGGAAAGGGUUUUGUAUUAAGAUCUCAGUUUUUACAUGCUUAGUUAAACCUAUUUGACAUCAGUAAAACGUCUGGAAUUAAUAAAAAGUUUUUAGGCUUUUUUCCUCUUUGAUAAUGACUUUCCUUUUAAAAUUAAGUUAUUGGUAACUUCAUUUCACUUCGCAAAUAAAGAGGGCUGGGAUAGUUCUAACAUGUUAAAUCACUGAAAUGUGAAACAAACCGAUGGGACUCUUUCAUUCCACUUUAAAACCAAUGUUUAAGAUGUCAGAGACAAGCGUUUAUUCAACGAGGGGACUGGGGAGUUUUGCACUUUGUAAACUCGUGAACUGCAUUUUUGACUGUUUUUAUUUGCACUGGUUCAUAGUGUAUUUACUGCAGAUGUUUGUAUGGGCAUUGCUGUGAUCCCAGCCCUCCUGACCUCCACCUGCUCUCACAUGAAAACCAGUGGGUUGGUCUAAGUAGCUUCUCUCCUCUUUCUCACCAAAUCCACUGUUUGCCAAUAUACUGUAUUUUGAGCCUAAAAUCUGAGCCCGUUUUGCUUCACCAGGCAUGAACCUCCCUUUUUUCUGCCAGAAAACCAAGUACUGUAUUUUGUGCAUUUGUAUAUUGUAUGGAAAUGUCCGUAGUGCUGCUCACAACUGUCUGCAAGAGCUUUACUAACAGUUAGUGUAGAUACUUAUUUUACCUCCCAAAAUCAAGGAAAAUAAUGGAAACAGACUAACUUGGCAACGUUAAAAUUGCACUGAAAACAGUCAUGAGGGUGGGCAGUGGCUGGGGGUGCUCAGAGAGGAGGUGUGGGGUGGCUGGGAGGGUUCAGCAGAUCCCAAGGGAUCAGAACCCCUGGAGCCAGGGCUGUUCCCUCUCAGCACCUGCAGACAAGCCUGGUGCAGGGAGGUGGUGGGGCAGAGUCCUUUGAGCAAGGUGGUUUCUCAGUAAGUCUCUCAGAUGUUUUUCCCAGUCUGUGACCUGACAGUUUUCUCCUAAAGCUCUCUACCAGUGCCGCUUGUAAAAGGUUCAGCUUAGGCUUUUUACAGAAAUUUGUUUUAAGGUAAUCUUUUUUAAAAAAAUUCUCUGUUUUACAAGGAGUUCUUGCGGAGUUCUGGCAUUUAGGUGAAAAUUCCUUUUUACAAAGCCUUUUGACUCUCCUUUCAAAGCUGCUGGAUGCUUCUCAUGCCACCCACGCUCGGCAACUCGGAUUUGAGAAGCUUUUUUGCUCGCUACUUUCACCAAAAACUAAAGAACCUUCACUGGCAAAGUGACUUCAGUUGUCAAGGUAACAUUGUACCUGGUUUUCAUGUGAAGAGUAUUUGGAAGUUUUAAUCUCUCUUCUUGGUUUUGCAAAUAUCUACGUCAAGUGCCGAUACUUCUUUGUAUUACGAUAUCAAGUUACUGACGUUGUGAGGGCCACACAUUUAUGAUGCUGUAGCUGCUAUAUUUAUUUAAAUGGAGAUGGACAAUUACUGCACUAAGGAAUGAGGAGAAAAGCAAGGAAUCAAGGUUAGUUAGAUAUCUUGGUUUUUUUUCAAAAGAGAAUUAAUGGUGUGAAAUAUCAAGUGUAACAAAGGGUGCUGUCAUUUUAACUGAGAUUAAAUAGCCAGAUAUUCUUCUUUUGUUUAAAAACAUAUAUAUUUUGAUGUUUGCAGUUUGGGGGUGGGGGGUCGGGAUAAAUGGUACCUCAUCUGUGGUGGCAGUUUCCAGUAUAUUUUCAGAGUAUAUGGAUUUCUUUUAUUUUUGUACCUGCUCUCCUUUAAAAACUAAAAAAAAAAAAAAAUCUCAAAUUUUAUGUGCCGUUUGAGGAAACCUUGAGUGGCACAGCAGGUCCCCCCUCUCCUGGCUGUGGAUAGUCCAGAGAGGGAGGUGGGCACAGGCUGAUGGUUCUUCUUGCUUUGCAGACACCGGGUUUAUGCCUGUCGGGAAAAGCAGUUCCCGCCUCCUCAGACACUGAGACCUCACUUGUGCUUAACAAGUGCCACUGAGAGCUCCCGUGGAGGGAGCAGCCCCAGGGCUGGGCCAGGAGUGGCUGUAGGGUAUUGCUGGAAUGGUGCUGGCUGUGGGGAUGGAUCCUGGGCUGCUGUCAAUGCCCUCCUCACCUGGGGAUGGAUCCUGGGCUGCUGUCAGUGCCCUCCUCACCUGGGGAUGGAUCCUGGGCUGCUGUCAGUGCCCUCCUCACCUGGGGAUGGAUCCUGGGCUGCUGUCAGUGCCCCUCCUCACCUGGGGAUGGAUCCUGGGCUGCUGUCAGUGCCCCUCCUCACUUGCUGCCAGCUGUGCCGAAACCUGCCAUCAGGCCACUGGUAGAUCCGGAGUUGGAGGGAAUCCUGGAACGUUUUGUGGUCGAGGCAUUAAACUUGUGACAUCUGCAGACAGAAGGAGUGACUCCCUAAGUCGCCUUUUCUCCUUGGUAGGGGUUUCAGCCGUGGCCAUUUGACUCAGGAGCGCUGUGUCACUGUUCAGUGUGUCAUCUGGUUACACGUGUCCAAAAGUUAUUUUUAUAGGGUUCAUUCCAGCAUCCUUCUGGAAGUUUGUUUGGCCACGGAAAUGGUUUUCAGGAGUUAAUGGGUUUCUGGAAGCUGUCAGUCAAAUUAUUUCAAGAUGCUCUUGGUCCUAAAUGAUUUUCACUCAUUCAUGUAUGAAUUCUUGUCCUAAAAAAUGCUCAGCAUGAAAUACCAGAUAGUCAUCUGCUGUACAAAUUCCAGCUACAAAUACUGGUUUUCUACUAGUCUUAAAAUUCACUCUGGUGAAAUUCCAAGCUUGAGCUUGAGGCCUUUUGUUUUUCUACACUUUCUUCAUAUCUUGUCCUGUUCUGAUAUUUUCCCUGUUUUUUGAACUGAGGGUUUAGAACCUUUCUCGAAGCACUUUUAUAACCAAGAAAUCAGAAGCUCAGAUUAUUGUGUACGUCAGACCUGUAAAUUCAGUUUUCAAAGGUGGUUGUUUCUCAAUGGCCAUCGUGGUCUCUGGUCAGGCCAGGCUGAUGCUCUGUCCCUUUCAGUGCCGUGGGGCUUUGUGGCUGCUGCUGGCAGAUUGGUUGGAUCCAUGGAAAAAAUCAAAGGGAAAGAUUCCUGUCUUUUUCUACCCAAAGAUGGUACUUUAGGUUGAUGCUGGGUGUCAGAAUAUCGUUUUUAUUUUGGCACGUGUUGAAAUCAAACUUCACUUAGCCAAUUCACUCCUGGUUUUUGUACAGUAUCACGGUUGGAGUUUUGUACAAUAUCACGGUUGGAGUUUGAGCUCGUCAAUGCUUUUUGCUGGUAGAAGAUUUUGUACUCUCUGUAGUUGAGGUGUGAGGGAGAUGGAGACAGGAUCCUACAUUUUACCUCCCGAGCAGAGUCUUAACAAUCCUGAUCUGUGUGACACUAAAACCCAAACUGUGGUCCCUGAGUAGGCAAAGGUGCAUGUGGAGGGGAAGGAGUUGUAAGGGAGAGGCUUGUGAGGGAGAACAUCAAAGCAUCAGUUUGGCAUAAAUGAGGGUGUGGGGGAGACUCCAUCCAUCUUUCCAUCCCACAUGCCCUGGCCUUUCAGAUCCUGUCUGAGGUACCCCCCCACCUGCUCCGGAUCGUUACUGUAGGGUCCUUUUCAAACAAAGCAGUUCCACUGUUUCCAAACUUGGAGUGACUUUUUUUUAUUUUUUUUUCCAAGCAAGACAGUCCUCAGAAAGUGCCUUUUUAGAAGAUGGUGCUGUAGAUUUUUAUUUUCCAGUUGUACGUGGCUGCAAAUUUAAGAUAAAUUAUUGAAAAAUGCCAAGUGUUUGAUGGUAUCUUUUAGGUACUCUCAAGCAUCAGCUUCUCUGAGUCAGGACCAAGAAUAACCAGGAAGGUGUUUUCCUUUGGAGGGAGAGGCAUUGAGGAGCGAUCACCAAACUCAGCUGGUAGGCUGGGCUUGGGCUGGGUUUGGUCAAUGUGAUUUGCCUCUUCAUAUUGAGGGGGUUGGGGGUGUGGGGUGUGGGAGAAGCUCUGGGGACGUGGUUAGUGUCCAAAGGAAUCCACAGCUACUGGAGGAUGUCAUCUCUUAGGGGUAGAGACAUCCCAAAGAUCAAGACAAACUGAAAGGUGUCUUAGGAGGAUGUCUUAAGGAUGGCUUAGGAGAUGGUGGGUCCUCUCAUGGCUUGUGUGUGUCCAGGAGGGAUGUCAUGGACCAGUGUGUCCUUGUGAUUCCCAGCUGGGAGUUGGGUGCUCUGGGCAGGAGCGGGUUGGGGGGUGGGUGAUGCCAUGGAGGGGGUGGGUUCCUGGUGAGUUUGGUGAGCGUUCCUCCAGUCAGGAAAAGCUGUAGACUAGACUAUUAAAACACUGCACCUCAGUAACCUUGUAAUGCUGCAUAAAGUAAUAAUAAUAGCAAAGUUGUGCUUUGAUGACACUGUAAUGUGCUUGCACAUGCCUGCAAAAAACACACACUUCCCUUUUUCCUUUGGUCUGAGUAGCAGUUAUGGGACUUUUCUUUUAUGAUGAGCCUCGUUCUUUCUUGUGAUAUUUCUGUAUAUUUAUUGGUGGUCUGUGUGCAGCUCAUAGGUCUGUGUGUCUGCUCUGUGUGUUGCUUUUAACACUUUAUUUUUGGGCGGGAGAAGUUUCUGAAUGUUUUGGUUUUCUUCUCCAAAUUCAGCUUAACCAGUCGUGUUUGAGAGGAGCCACAGACAGAGGCUUCAUUGGUACCUUGUUUCUUUACAACUAAAAUGAUUUUGUGCAUUUUAUUACUGUUUAUAAUGUUGGGCAUUUAAGAUGUGGAGUAACUUGACAUCAGUCAGGGUAGGUUUGAAUAUCAGGAGCUUCAGCGCAGAACUCACUGAGUAAUCCCAAGUGGUAUCUUUGCAGGAACGUGUACAUGUCCAGACAUUUUCUGGGAGCAAGCAGAGCUUCUGGACAUCAUCAGUGGAAUGUGUAGGGUCCAGAGUGCCAGCGUGGGGCAGUGCUGGGUGCUCACACCUCCUCGUGGAGGGGACGCUGCGUGGGGCCCGCGCGGUGCAGCCCCUGCUCCGCUCCCCAGACACAAGUUGACUCUUUUUGCUCUGUAAUUUCUUCUGAUUGAUUCAACUUUGAGACAUGAGCCAAUGUCUCUUGUAGUUUGUUACCAACUUUCUUGUCUUAUUACAGUGCCCAAUGCCACUGUGUUGGUAUUUAAGCUUGCCAUGAUGUUCAAUUGUUUUAUAUUCCCAGUUUCUUAGUGUUACUAGAGUAGGGUUUAGAAAGCAUUUUUGAGUCUAAGUUCUGAGCCAAAACUGUGUCUCCUGUCCUUUUUAGUAGUAGCUGUUUUUAUCUUUUAGACUAAAAAGGGCCAAAAAUGUUGCACCAUUAGCUUGUUUGCAGCAAUAUUCUCCAUCUCCUCCCUCGCCUGUGAACCGGUUUGUUUCUCUCUACAGUUAGCUAAUACUGGAGCUGUUGAAAUUUAGAAAGAAGUUGCUGCCUUUUCUUUCUAUCAAAAGAAAUGAACUUACACCUGACAGAGCAGGUUUCUGUUGGACAUAAAUCUCUUACCUUGGUAUCAAUGAGCUGCCGCACACGAGGUUUAAUUCCAGCAGAAAUGUUUCUGUUUCAGCCAUUUGAAGGUGUAUGAUGAUGUAAAGUAUCCAAAUUAAAUAGGAGCUAAUAAACCACUAAAAAGAGACACUACUAAAAUACUUCAAAUUAAAAAAACCCCUACAACUAAACAGCAAACCAAACACCCCAAGGAGUAGCUGUGGGUGGACAGGGAGAUGGAGAACCUGUGGGACAUUGAGAUCCUGCAGCUGCUGGGGCAGCUCUGCAAGAGGAAGAAAGGUGUUGGAAAGAGGCAGCAAGAACAGACUGAAAGUAGCAGAUCCCAGUAGAAGUUGUUCAAACUGCUCUAAAAAUCGUCAGGUGGGAGAACCUAAAUGGGAUGUUGAAGCUGAUGAAGAGGCAGCAGAACCUUCUUUGCUUCCUGUAGUAAAGAAAAAAGCAAAACUUGACAGCUGAUGUUUUCCUUCAGUACCUGAAGGGGCCUUUGAUAACCAUGGGGAUGAACUUUUAGCAGGGCCUGUUGCCAUAGGAAAAGAGGUGAUGGUUUUAAACUGAAGGAGGGUCAGUUCUGAUUAUAUCUAAGAUGGUUUUUAUCAUGAGGGUGGGCAGGCCCUGGCACAGGUUGCCCAGAGAAGCUGUGGCUGCCCCAGCCCUGAAAGUGUCCAAGGCCAGCUUGGACGGGGCUUGGAGCAACCUGGGCUAGUGGAAGGUGUCCCUGGGUUGGAACUGGAUGACACUUAAAAGGUCCUUUCCAACCCAAACUUUUCUGAUUCUGUGAUCACAUGAGGAGAAAAGCGUUUUCCUGCGUGUUUUAGCAGUGCCUGUUCUCCUCCAGGGCUGUGCUGUGAGCAGGUGGCAGUGCCUGGAACGCUGCACCCUGAAAUCAAACUGUGGUUUAUCCAAACCUUGAAACUCCUUUACUUGGAUCAGACCAGGUGCAGGUUCCAGUUGCUUCUGAGCAAUAUCUGACCCCUCCGUCCGACACAGAAGCCCUGACAGAGUCCUGGCCGCCCUGAGGUGUGUCUGGCUCCCAGGAACAGCAGCAGGCAGGUGCAGAGGUGAUUUUGCUGUAGCACUACAGUUGCUCUGCUCCUCCUCAGCUCUUGCCCACCUCCCCAUUCCCUGACCGGGGUCACUCUCCCUCCCCUGCCUGUGUGGAAUUAGCCAUGUUGAGGAUGCUGUAGCUGUGUGGAACACAAACUAGCUCUGGGGUGACCAAAGCCUGGAGAAAUAAAGGACUGGGUAGGAGGUGGGUGGGUGUCGGGUGAGCUGGGAUCAGCUCGAGCCCUUCAGGGACAUUGAUGGGGACGUCAGCCCUGAGCCUGGUGGUCCUGAGCUGUUUGUGUUGGACUUGAACUCACUGAGAGCAAGCAUGUGCCUUUUUCUGACCAGGAACGGAGCUGGAAGAACCUGUGUUUGCAUUGGUAGGAUGGUUAGUGUUUUUCUGGAACUGUUUUUAAAGGUAGAAGUACUUGGUCAGAAUGGAGUUGGUUUUGUGUUUGAAUUAUUUAAUCAAAGUGAGCCCUGAAUUAUUUAUGAAUUAGAACUACCCAGAGAGGAGAAGCUUUUAAAAUAAGUGGUUUCUGAAGAACAAUGUCAUCAAAUAAACCUACUUCCUGGUAGACUUGCAAUUUUUUAAGAUAAAAUUUAACCUUGAUGUGUUUAUCUUAAUGAAAAUCAGUAAUUCUGCCUUUAUUUGAAUGUUGCCUGUCCAGUGAUGUCCUCACUCUUUACUGUGCUCCUGCAGCUUUCCAUACACUCCAUCGCUUCUCCCCUCUCAGGGAUGUGGGGAAUGUUGUCCAGUGAAUGUCGGGGAGCAGUGCAGAGCUCUGGUUCAGUGGGAAUGUGGAGCUGAGGGUUAAACAUCACAGAUAAUUCCUCAAGAAGCAGUUUGCCAACAGCAGGGGGUGGUGGUGUCAGGGAACAGAAUUGUGUGGUCGCUUGGGUGUGGAAAGAGAGACAAAGGGUGUGAGGGGAGGAACAGUCCCUCAUCCUCUGACACCAGCUACCUGUUGUAGACAGUGUGCUGUGCAGAAUUAGAUACCUGUGUCCUUAGAUGCCAGUUUGGGCUUAAAGCUGCUACAAAAAGUGGAUUUUCAGACCAAAGUGGAACAGUUUUUCCAACAGGUCCUAUUUGAUGCAGUUUUGAGAUAUUGGUGAGUUUUCCAGCCAGGAGCUCCAGUACCAGCUGGCUCUGGAGCAAGUUCCCUCUCUGACCUGGGGGAAACGACUCUGCCUGGUUUCUCAUCCAGAAGAUGUUUGUGGUGGUUCAGGUCACCUCAUGAGAGUGAGUUACUGGGUGUUCUGAGGGUGAACUGUGUCGUGACAGUGGUAACUGCUUGACACAAACCUGUGCACCUCUGCCCGUUUGCCUCUUCAGUGAGACUGGUUCUGUUUGGAGCCUGAGCUCUUCCCUUCCCUCCCAUCGCAGCUCUGCCGAGGCAAAGGUCCUUGGGGUCGAUCCCAUGAUGUUUGACAUGCUGCUUUCUUUUUUAAAUAAUCUAUUUCUUGUAAAACAGUCAGAGGGCAAGUUUAUUUAAAUGAAGGGGCUUUUUUCAUUGCUGGGAGGUAUACAGGUAUUUCAAACACAUUUGGCAGUUGAAAAAUUAACACUGUAACACUAGCAACACAAAUACACGACUGUGUUGUGUUUAGGGCUAUGCUGGCCAAUAAAUCAUAGAUCCACAACCCAUUUACGUACAGGUGUGCAAAAGUUAGCUUUUAAAAAUAGUUACUAAUAAAGUUUCAUUAUGCUUACACUUGCAGAUCUCAUAAAUAUCUUCAAAACUAGUUUCUUUGAUAGAAAAAUCCACAUCUUGCUGGUUAGUGUCCACUCAGACAUAAUAGCAGUGAUGCCCACUGGAGCAGUGGAGAAUUUUAAAGAACUUUUGGAAGUUUUGGAACCUGAUGGAGUGCCAGCAAAGUGGAAACUUAAGUAGUGCUCCUCAGGUAGCGAGGACGAUUGAACACCGACAAAACUCGGUGAGAGGAAGCAACUUUGCAGUGAAGAAUGGCUUCUCCUGGGUACUCAGUUUUGUACACCACUCCCCUCCUGUAGCUGUAGUGUUUAGUUUUCUUUGACUUGACUUCUGUUUUGCAGCGAAACCUUCUGAUUUUUGCAGAUUUCAGUGUUGAAUCUCACCUUGAGACGACUUCAUGUUGUUUCCUGUAGGAAAACCUGCUUCUAGCUCGUUGCGUUCGGUGUCUGUUUGCAGGCAGGUGUGGAAAGGGAGCUGCAGCACAGCAGUGGAGCUGGCAGGGUGAGUUUUGGGUCGGAAAUGUUGGGUUUACAGGCACUGGUGUGCGGAUCAGCAUUCCACGGAUGCGGUGGCACUUUGGGCUCACAGGGUACAGACCCUCCUGUCUGUUGUUCUUGUCCCUUCCCUUGGUGCGAGUAGUUCAGCUCCCCCAGGUAGCCUCAUGGUGGAUAAAUGGUGCUUGUUGGGGAAAAACUGGGCUGUUUACCUGGCUGGAGGUGUCUGAUCAUGCACAAGAACGUUGUCCUUUAGAGCUUUCACAGUAAUCAGUAGCAUUUGGUAUGAGCCAAUCUUAAAAGGAUCUUCAGGAGGAGGUGGCUCAGGUGGCAUUGUGUGUGCCAUACACAUUGUUGGCUAGUGAGCUGGGUUAGUUCUGGAGACUGCUGGAAGCGAUGUUGUGCAUAGAAAUCCUACAUAUUUAAGAUCACGUGUUUAAAUUGCUAAGAAAAAAAAAAAGAAAUCGUGCUGUUUGGGAUUUCUUUUCCGAAUAAAAUUCUAAUAAUCCAGCCCGGUGGAUUGAUCCCCUCCCAUGUGUCUGCUCUCUCUCAUAUGCUGGUAACUGCUCCCCUGUUUUGGUGUCCCCUUGCUUCGGCAGGAUCGUGAAUGUGUUCCCACUGCAAAGGUCCUGGGGGCUUUCGAAGCAAAAGGGAAUUGUUUUCAAGAGGAAAGCAGAGCUGUGACUUGCACAAAUAGAUUGUAGAUGGGUGGCAAACAAACUGGUAAAAGCCUUUAUUUUUACUUAACCAUCUUGACCAUGUGUGCCUCUUUGUACCGCGGGCGUGGGCUGCAGCCGUGCGGGGUGGGAGGGAACGUGUCGGUGUUUGAGAUGUACUUGCUAAGCAGAAGCCGUGUCCUCUGCCCCUUCUCCCUUUCCGGACGAAUUGUUCUUGCCAAAAUUUUCUACCUGUUGCAAGAGUUGCUUUCUUUCCAGCACAGUAAAAUGUCGACUUCUUUCACUGUUCCUUCCCUCUCGUAGGCAUCUGUAACCUCUGUACGACUGUGUAUAGGACACAGCAGUCAUCGAUCUCUGCUGGCUAUAGAUACCAUCAACUUGAGUGUAUUGUAAGCGAACCGUAUUCAUUUGAAAAAUAAAUUUUUUUUUGAAAUGCA
This is a messenger RNA of Myiozetetes cayanensis, 14037 nucleotides long. It is a transcript of the gene AGO3, whose product is annotated as argonaute RISC catalytic component 3. Gene Ontology annotation, molecular function: RNA binding; protein binding. Gene Ontology annotation, biological process: regulation of stem cell proliferation; regulatory ncRNA-mediated gene silencing. Bases 149 to 2731 code for a protein of 860 amino acids. The record is from RefSeq and is a predicted model, not a curated record. The transcript is spliced from 19 exons. Lineage: Eukaryota; Metazoa; Chordata; Aves; Passeriformes; Tyrannidae.